AUGAGCCCCCCUUCUUCCAAAUCGAAGAAUGGCGGCAAUACCUCCGGCCCUAGACAGAUUCGUUUCGUCGCCACCGAUGGUCAGCCACAGACCAAGCGCCGCCGAGUUAAUGCCGCAUGUUUAACUUGUCGCCGCCGCAAGAUCAGAUGUUCGGGGGAACAGCCAGUGUGCAAGACAUGCACCGACUACAAACACACUUGCUUAGGGUACGGCGAAUCGACUGCCCACCAGCGAUCUCAAUCCGAUUCCUCGCGCAUACCGCCCGCGCCUCCCCUCAGCUCGAACGACACAAAUCAGCACAACGAACGAGCGGAGAGCUAUUCACCUGAGCCCGCCCCAGCAGUCGCUCAAAAACCUUUGUCCAAACCGACACCCAAUAAGUCCCCGGUGUUAAAGCAAUCGGAUUCUAAGGAUGCAUCAUUAUCUCGAGACACUUCCGCGCGCAAGGAAUCGGACUCGCAUGCCGCUGGCGAUACCCCCGGAAGCAGUCGGACAUCUUUAAGCUCUGGCAACCGUACCCAUGUCCCGUAUUUUCGAUAUUUUGGACCUACCGCCAUUGUGCCCGGCUUCAAACAAAUGGUUGUCCAAGUUCGAGGAUCACGCAAAAGCAAUCCGUCAAUGUCAUCAGGUUUGUUCCCACCCGUCCUGGCUGGGCAGUUGAAUACGCCCGUACAUUUGUUCUUCCACUGGGCUUCAUAUACCCCUGGUGGCCCCUCUGCGGUAGACAAUCGGGAUAGUCGAGACGCCAAUACGAUCCCAUUUUACGACCGAGAUGACACCCCCCCAGUAUCAAAUUUAGUCUCUCACUUGUGCGAUCUUUUUUCACGCACCUGGGCUGCAACUUUCCAUUCCUGCAACGAGAACGACCUUAGAGAAAAAAAGGUUGACACUAUGCUGGUGGAUGCUGUUUGCGCAUUGGCUGCUAGGUUCUCACCUCACCCGCUACUUGGAGCUCCUCAGGCACCACCCAUCGAUCGUUCACAGCUGCCACCCGAUAUCAGAAUGUGGGACCGGGGCCUCCCUUUUGCACAUCGGGCAAUGAGUGCUUUGGUUGACUCACUCUCCUGCCCAACACUUUCCGCUGUCCAAUCCUGUCUAUUACUGGCCUACGAGCAAUUUGGAUCCAAUCACGAUAGUGGCCUUUGGAUGUAUCUGGGCAUUUCUAUCAGGAUGGCACAGGACCUUGGUUUGCAAAAGCAUCAAGGUUUGAAGCAUAACUACGGACGGAAAGGUGUGACGCCGAGCGAAGUGAUGACUGGGCAGGCUGGCAAGUUACGAGAAGAUCAGUAUGACGAUCUCGACGUAUACCAGAGUCCUAAAACGCUACCGCCCGCUUUUGGAACUGAACGCGCCCGUGAAAAGGAACGAGUGGAUACUUUCUGGAGCAUAUUUUUCCUUGAUCGGGUCAUCUCCUCUGGGACUGGUCGGCCAGUUACCCUACGGGACGAGGAUAUCGAGCUUUGUUUUCCUCUUCAAUCUGAAUCUCAGUUACCGAAUGGCUGGCCUGCACCGUUUCCGCCACUAAUCCGGGUCAUCCAUCUCUAUGGGAGAGUGACGGAUCUUAUUAACGGUAUACAAGAUGUCAACCACGUUACUUCUGACACGCUGAAGAGGCUGGCGAGUAUGGAAAGUGAUUUGACAGGCAUUUAUCAGCGGCUUUCUCCGAAAUUGCAUUUUAACGCAGCGAAUUUCCAGGCAUAUGUCAAAGCGAAGGAGGGAACUAACUUCAUUCUGCUUCAUUUUUGGUUCCACACAUUAAUUGUCCUGCUGCACCAACCUACUCUUUUGAAUUCAUUCGGCGGAUCAAUACAGCAUCUCUACCCGAACAGCCGCGAACUUUCAAUGUCCUCAGCGAAGACAAUCGCUGAUAUUCUAUCAUUCUCUGAACUGGUAGAUGGAAAGAGCUUCAUUGGGAACCCUUUCACUAGCCAGCCAAUGUAUAUUGCGGCUUGUGCCUUCUUAAUGGAGAGCGCAUACUAUACGUCGCCUUCAUCGAGGGGAACAUCACCUCUUCCGCAGCCAUUGUUGAACAAUCAAUCUAGUGGAUUUGUGAUGCCGGCAAUAGAGCCAUCUCAUGGCUCAGAACGAAACUCAACUGCAAAGCACAUUUUGCUUGCCUCCGCCGCCAAAGAGAAUUAUCAGCGCUGCUAUAAGGCUUUGAAGGCACUGAACUCGUAUUGGGAAGGCACUGGAUACAUCUUGACGGUGUUAGAUCAGAAGGCUAAGGGUAUUGUGAAUCCUCUUCUGUAUAACACAGAGGAUGUGGAGAACAGCACAGGUGAACCACCAUUUGGCGCUGCUAGUUGGCGCCCGACAGAUGUACCUCAAGUGUCCGAGAGACCUCCAGGAGUGGCCGAUAUUCCGACCGAUGGGAGGUGGUCACCAAAAUUUGAUCCUAGUCAAGCCAUUGGAUGGGCUCUCACUGGGGCAACCAACUCUUCCCAACCUAAUCUGAGUUUACUAUACCAGAUGCCCACAACAGAGGCUGAGACUCGUGCCGCAAAGCCCGCCUAUUCGUCACAAUAUAGUCACAGCUUUCCACCAUUGCCCGUUGUCACAAAUGCUGGGGCAAGUUCGAGUUCCUCUUUUGCGCAUCCUCUUACCCCAUCGAUCUCUCAUGGUGAAAGCCAGGCGUCUUCCCUCACCACCGCAAACAAUAAAUACCCUCAGGUACCUUCCCAUACGAUCGGCACCGAAUCACCAUACUACAUGGGCAUAAACUCCCCUUAUCCCGAGUCAAGACCCGGUGCCUCAGGCCACUCAAGCUACAACCCAGCCUUUUCGUCCAAUCAGAUGGAUGGCCAGGCCUCCGCAUAUGGUUACCCAGUCUCCUCUGGGGCUACAGAUCAUAAUGGCAGCCAUGCCCACAUGGGACCUAGAAAUAGCCUCCCCCCUUCAUUGCACGCCCACAACCCAGGCAUGAUGAUUGGAAGCCACGAUGUCGAUAUGAACACCCUACAUGAUCAGGAGUCAUUUCCAUUCUCCAAUAGUGAGAUCGUGCCAUGGCUAGAAUAUCUUCCGCAAGAUGUCCUCAGCUUCUUUGGUGACAAUCAUAAUUAUCCUCUCAUGAGCCCAGACGACAGUACUCGACCCCCGCAGUAA
This is a messenger RNA of Penicillium pulvis, 3102 nucleotides long. RefSeq names its product Zn(II)2Cys6 transcription factor. Bases 1 to 3102 code for a protein of 1033 amino acids. The transcript is spliced from 10 exons. Lineage: Eukaryota; Fungi; Ascomycota; Eurotiomycetes; Eurotiales; Aspergillaceae. Gene Ontology annotation, molecular function: zinc ion binding; DNA binding; DNA-binding transcription factor activity, RNA polymerase II-specific. Gene Ontology annotation, biological process: regulation of DNA-templated transcription; DNA-templated transcription. The record is from RefSeq and is a predicted model, not a curated record.